GGGCGGGGCGGCGGCAGGCCCCGCCCGAGCGGGCCCCGGAAGCGGGCGGCGCCGGCUGCGGAGCCGUUUCCUGCCCGGGACGCGAGGAGCGGCGCGGCGCCGAGCGGAGCGGAGCCAUGACUCACCAGACCGGCAUCCACGCAACCACGGAAUUAAGGGACUUUUUUGCCAAAGCCCGAAAUGGUUCCGUUCGGCUCAUCAAAGUCAUCAUUGAGGAUGAACAGCUCGUGUUGGGAGCACACAAAGAGCUGUCCCGGCGCUGGGAUGCGGACUACGACGCCUUUGUGUUGCCACUGCUGGAUGAGCAGCAGCCGUGCUACAUCCUGUACCGCCUGGACAGCCAGAACGCCCAGGGCUACGAGUGGCUCUUCAUCUCUUGGUCCCCUGACAACUCCCCGGUCAGGCUGAAGAUGCUCUACGCAGCAACCAGAGCCACAGUGAAGAAAGAGUUCGGAGGAGGGCACAUAAAGGAUGAGAUGUUUGGAACGGUUAAGGAAGACGUGUCCCUAAGCGGUUACCAAAAGCAUGUGUCGUCCUGCUCCGCCCCGGCCCCACUGACCGCAGCUGAACAGGAGCUCCAGCAGAUCCGCAUCAACGAGGUGAAGACAGAGAUCAGCGUGGAGAGCAAGCACCAGACCCUGCAAGGCCUGGCCUUCCCCCUGCAGCUGGAUGCUCAGCAAGCUAUCCAGGCACUAAAGCAGAAGAGAAUCAAUUACAUCCAGCUGAAGCUGGAUCUGGAGCGGGAAACCAUAGACCUGGUGCACACGAGCCCCACGGAGAUAGCCGACCUGCCCAAAAGGAUCCCCCAGGACUCUGCUCGCUACCAUUUCUUCCUGUACAAGCACUCUCACGAGGGGGACUACCUGGAGUCUGUCGUGUUUAUCUACUCCAUGCCUGGGUACAAAUGCAGCAUCAAGGAGCGCAUGCUCUACUCCAGCUGCAAGAGCCGGUUGCUUGACACUGUAGAGCAGGAGUUCUGCCUGGAGAUAGCGAAGAAGAUCGAGAUAGACGAUGGAGCCGAGCUGACGGCGGAGUUCCUCUAUGAUGAGGUGCACCCCAAGCAGCAUGCCUUCAAGCAGGCCUUCGCCAAGCCCAAGGGGCCUGUGGGGAAACGAGGACAGAAGCGACUUAUCAAAGGGCCAGGAGAGAACGGCGAAGACAGUUAGAUCCCAGAGGGGCAGGAGGACGGGGCAGGAACAGGGCUGUGAACAGGACAGCAUCCAAAUGGUGUUUCCCAGCUUCCACCCCUCCACUUCCAGGCCUCUCUGCUGACCUAGGGAUCUUCUCCCUCCAUCUCAGCCUUCCUUUUCCCUCCCCCUCCUCUUUUCCUUUUCUUUCCUCUUUAAAAUCAGGAUAGCCUGUUUCCAUCCUGGGGUGGAGUGGUGGGGCGGGGGGGGCAGGGAACCUGGGUGUACUUUUAUGUUUCUCUCCCGUGUCCUUGUGCAAGUCCUGGGGCAGUUGAAGGAGGACAAGAACAACAGGGAACGCUUCCCCAGCUUGUUCUAGACCCACCUGGGUAUGCGGCUGUUGCUCUCGAUGCUUCCCCCGGUUUACCUGUACCUGCACCAACUGAAGGACUUACCUGCAAGCUGCUCUAUGCAAAGGAAGGAAAUGACGUUUUGGAUUAGUUUAAUACCAGAAAAGAAAAUGCUUCUUUCCCUGCUCCCCCUUCCUGCAGACUUCUGCUCUCCACUUCCCAGUCUCUUGGUCCAAGCAGCCCCUCUAUGCAAGUCUCGUAGCUGGCCGGGCACUGUUAGGUUGCAGACAGGACUCUGUCCCUGUGCAGGGAGCUUUGUGGCUGUGGCUGGCAUUUGUGGCAGGAGAGUUUGUCCCUUUUGAGAGCCAGCCCUGUAUUUUAUCUGGAUUUGCCUUUCUGGGCAUGAAGGAAGACACCUCUCCCAUUCCCCUCUGCUUCUUGUGUAUUGGACCCUGUGGAAAUGCAAGCGGUAGCCGUUGUUUCCCAGCUGCUCCGCUCACCCUGCUUCUGCUGGCUGGCUUUGUGGCUUCCCAAGGGGAAGAAAAAGCAGGGCAGAGACUGUCACCUUCCCAAACAGAAAGGACCCAGCCUGCAGCCAUCCCAUGCUGUGCCUGUGAGCCGUUCUGGUGGUGAAGGCCUCCCCAGCGUGUCCUGUGCUGGGGCGGUUGUGAAGCCACUGCCACCAAGGCUGGUCUUCACCUCCCCUCGCUGCCCACAGCGGUCUUGGUGGGGGAGAGGCCCCCAAGCCCACCUCUGCGCUUUGCAUUUGCCCGUGCAGAAGGCUGCAUGAGAGGUGAGCUGGUAGCUCCUGGAAACUGGUGUCCCCGAGAUUGGCUCCUGUGGGCUGCUGGAUGUAACGCAGAUGCAAAAUAUCCUGGCCCUGGGCAUUAUUUUAGAGUGAAUCAGAGGGAGGCGUCACCUUUUCCCUGAGGUCUGAGGCUGUACGAGGUUCAGCCAGGCUUUGGAGCCCUCUUCUCAUGGCCACCUGCGCAGACUUUUGAAGCACAUGCAAGUGGGGCGCUGGGCAGCAGAUGGGAAGGAAGAAGGGCCAUGUCCAGCUCCGCUUCCUUUUUCUACUCCUCUCUGUUUAGGUGGAAAAGGGCAGUCCUUGCCUACAGGGGAUAGGAAGGAAGGUGGGAGGCCUUUCGUGAGCCCUGAGCAUAGCAUCUCCCCUGGAGAAAGGUUACUCUGCCUCUGGCAAUGUUUGUGUUCCCCUUUUCAGCCCCCAAGGAGCUCUGGCCCUUCCCUCGGAGGGAGCUGUUACAGCCCGGGCUCGGCCCCGUCUCCAAUGCGCGAGGCAGGUUAAGGACAGGAGCAGCGCAUUCCUCUCCUUGACCUGAUGCAAGCUCUGGGCUCACGGUUACCGUCGGGGCCCUGAGCCGAGUCCCCAGCUCCAGGUACCCCAGGCCGCCCCAUGGGCUUUGGUUUGGGGUAGCUUUCCGCCUCCCUGUCCCCGAGCAGGACUCGCCCUUCAGUUUGCUUCAGUCCCAUCCCCGAGCUUUACUGGCAGCGACCGUCUGUGCGUGUCGCGGGCUGGCUGGUAUUUGUUACGGGGUCACAGGUAGCUUUGGGGCCAGCAAGGGAAGGAAGGAGCUGGCCUAACUCUGCCCCGUCCUUUCUCGUGAGUUUUGUCCUCCCUGCGAGAAACUUCUGGUCCUAGAUAGCACUGGUGGGAUGGAAGGGGUGGCCAGAUAGGUGCCUUUCCUGAGGAACUGGGGCAGGUAGGGCUGCUUCCCAGCUCCUCCCUGCCCGCUCCAACAAGGAUUGGUUGCUUUGGUUUCUAGGAGAGAGUCUGUCCCACCUGUGGGCGUCGCGAGGGGAGCGGAUGCAGAGAUGGGGUGAGGCCUCCAGCCUGGCCUCCCCGGGCAGGAGCUGCUCUGCAGCCACCCCGGGGAGACACCGGGCCAUGGGGGCCAGCUCCCCCAAUUGCAUGGGCUCCCCCAAAUCCUUGCGUGGGGACAGCCUGGAAGCUGCCACGGCCCCCGUGUGCUGCCCGCCCCGUUCCCAGCCGGGCUCCCCUGGGGUCUCGGUGCUGCGCUCCCCUCGCCCGAGGGUGGCUGGAGAUGGGCUGCUGGGCACCAGCUGCGUCUCAAGGGAGGACAACCCUCCCCUUCCCCCCCAGGAGAUGAAAACACCAGGUCAGUGAAACCUGCCCUCCGGUCUGACUGACUCGGCGGUGAAUGUGCCGACGUUGCCUUGACCUCGCGCGGAGCAGGGCCACCGCGCGGCGUGAGCCGGCCGCGUGCUGGCGGUGGGGGUUUGAGCCUGGGGGAAGCAGAGCACACUGUACUGAACGCUGUAUUUUCUAAAGAAUAAAGUAUUUUUAAAACA
Dromaius novaehollandiae (emu) is the source of this 3808-nucleotide messenger RNA. RefSeq names its product twinfilin actin binding protein 2 (gene TWF2). Gene Ontology annotation, cellular component: cytoplasm; actin filament; myofibril. Gene Ontology annotation, biological process: regulation of lamellipodium assembly; actin filament depolymerization; barbed-end actin filament capping. The coding region runs from base 117 to 1166 and encodes 349 amino acids. The transcript has 9 exons. NCBI's taxonomy places the organism in Eukaryota, Metazoa, Chordata, Aves, Casuariiformes, Dromaiidae. The record is from RefSeq and is a predicted model, not a curated record. Gene Ontology annotation, molecular function: actin filament binding; actin monomer binding.